UUCAAUUCAUUAUCCUACUGGCUCCCACUCCAAAAUCAAUCGCAGUUCUUAGAAUACGUCUCCUUCAACAAAACGAACCCUGAUGGAUACCAGUUCACUUCAAUCAAGCAUGCCCGUUAUCGAUCUGAAAUCGGGCAGUCAGAAAAUGCCCUUAUUGGGAUUCGGAACAGCGUCGGAUCCUCCUGUUGAUUCAGAAACCACAAAGAACGCCGUCCUUCAAGCGAUUGAACUCGGUUAUAGGCAUUUCGACACUGCUGCUUUUUAUAAUUCCGAGCAGCCACUUGGCGAAGCCAUUGCUGAAGCACUGAAUCGCGGCUUAAUCAAGUCUCGGGACGAGGUUUUUAUUACAUCUAAGUUAUGGUGCAGUGAUGCCCAUGCCCAAUUUGUGCUUCCUGCUCUUCAGAAAACUCUCAAGUAAUUCACACUUCUUCA
Molecule: messenger RNA, 432 nt
Organism: Olea europaea var. sylvestris
Lineage: Eukaryota; Viridiplantae; Streptophyta; Magnoliopsida; Lamiales; Oleaceae
Product: NADPH-dependent codeinone reductase 1-4-like
Exons: 1
Coding region: 83-418 (111 amino acids)
Cellular component (GO): cytosol
Molecular function (GO): aldose reductase (NADPH) activity
Source: RefSeq, a predicted model, not a curated record